AUGCAGCAGGAUGAAAUUUUUCAAGAGAAUUUGGAAUUAUUUUUAAGGAACUGUGAAUUAAAUAGGGAGGUAGGAUGGAGGGAGGUUGAAAACACGGAUUUACUAGGUCGUUUGAACGACUUUAAGGAAAAUCAAAAAAGUUUGGAACUUUUCAUAAAGAAAUUGAAAGAGGAUGAGAUAGACUCAUGUUUGGGCGUGAUUUCAGCAACAAAUCGACUAAAAGAGUCACAAAAAUCGAUAAGAAAUCUGGAAAAAUAUAACGAAUAUUUGAAGACAAUGCUACGUAAGUAUAUGAAUGCUGGUAGCCACAUAAACAAGAUAUUGAAUGGAGGAAAGAUAUCAUCAGAAGAUGUAUUUGAGAACGAGUCUGAGGAUGAGUUUAGGGAUAAUUUGAAGAAAUGCCUGAGUAUGUUGGAGAUGCUUUCAAUGGAUGUCGAAGAACAAAUCAAGUAUAAAGACAGGUAUAAACUGUUGAAGGUAGAAAAUAAGGACUUGAAAGCUAGAGUUGAGAAGCUAACAAGGGUUAAAGCAAGCAAAAAGGUAAGAAUGGAGGUUUCCGUGAACAUCGUGGAAUUUGAUGGGCCUAAUGAGGAAUCAAUUAUAGAUAAAUCAAAGGUAGAAGAAGUUUUUGAGCAAGUAAAUGAUGAACCUACAAUUAAAGUUUUGGAUGAUGAGUUUAAAAGCAAUGAAGAGAUUGAUAUGGGCUAUGAAAUAGAUUGUUUGAAUUAUUUGGUGAAGCAACAAAAAAAGGAGAAUUAUGAGCUUAAGCAAAAAAUUUUUGAGUAUGAAUUCAAUAACAAGAACCUUGACCUAAAAACAGUUGUGGAAUCAGAGCUUAAGGAGAAACAAAGAGAACUAGAUGAACUAGAAAAGGAGUACUCGAAUUGGGUGAUUAGGCUUCAAGAGGAGAAUUCUGAAUUAAGAAGGGUGAUUGAAAUUCAGGAAAGGGAACAGUCUGAAUUUAUUGAUAAUUUUACUAAAAAAAGCACCGAGAAAGCCAAAGAAAUGCAAGCUCUACAAAUCAAAUUGGUAGAGAAUUAUGAGGAAAAACUUAGAGAAAAAAACGAGGAGUUGAGAAAGCUCAAAGGUGAGAAUUUAAAAGAGGAGAAAAAUAGCACAGAAAUAGAGUCUCUUAACAGAAUAGUUAAGAACCUUGAAGCGAAAUUGGUUGACAUCUCUGGUGAAAAGUACCGUAUAUCAUUAGAACUUGAGAAAACAAUUAAAGAUCUGAAAGAAAUUGACCAAAGGUUAGUUUUGAGUCAGGAAGCAAUCAAGCAAAAAGACAAAGAAUUUGGUUGCCUCAAAGUUGAACAACAGAAAACUCUUGAACAGUAUUAUCAUGAGAAGAAAUUACAUCAAAAGUUUGAGCAAGAUGCAUACUCAUUGAGAAAAGAGCUGGAUAAUGUACUAAGUGAUAUGUAUAAAAACCAGAAAAAGAAUAGAUCUGGGAUUACUGUCGAUUCUAUGGAUAAUGAAAAGAUUUCCUCUGUUGAAACUGUCAUUAAACACUGCAAAGAACUCGAAAGUAAAGUUGAUGAAUUGACUUUUGAAUUAGAUCAAUUUAAAAGUGGGAAAUCCACUUCCAGUUUGAGCUCGAAUUUAAAUAAUGCAGAAAUUGAAACUCUAUUUGAUCAAGUACAAAGUUUGAAGAAGGAACGUGAGCAGCUUAAGAAAGAUAUUAGACAGAGAGACUGGGCAAAAGUUGAAGUUGAAAUUCUUCAUAAACGUACGGCUGAAGAAAUUGAACAGCUUAAGAGAGAUAAUACUCGUCUCAUGCUUGAAAAUCUUAGAUUGAGAGAUUCUACUGGCGCUCAGAGUUCCCAAAAGCAAUCUUUCUUAAAUUCAGACAAUGAAAACAUACAAGCAAACAGUGCAAGAUCAUCUAUUACAGGACAGAAACAAGAAUCACUAAGAAAAGGUUCCUCUGAGGUUGCUCCAUCAAACCUUGAAGAAACCAAUCCCAUUAUUUCUAACGUUUCUACAUCCAGAAACAGCAUUCAAUCUUUACUUAAUCUAAAGGCUCCUAGAAGGCCUAGCUUAUUAAUUAAUCAAAGAAAUUAUCAUGAAAAAUAA
Molecule: messenger RNA, 2073 nt
Organism: Cryptosporidium ubiquitum
Lineage: Eukaryota; Apicomplexa; Conoidasida; Eucoccidiorida; Cryptosporidiidae
Exons: 1
Coding region: 1-2073 (690 amino acids)
Source: RefSeq, a predicted model, not a curated record